AUAAAUAAAUCCUUUUUAUCAAUUGAUGACAUGAUAUAUUGAAUAUUCGUAAAAUUAAUGUGGUUGCGUUUGGACUUGUUUUAAAUAUGUGGUUACUACUCCUGCUGGUGUCGCCAUGCCUCGCAUUACGAGACAUGAAACCACCGCCUCCCGUCACCAGGUCGGCGCACAGUAUUGUGGAAGGCUAUGUGCCGGUCCGCCUCAACCAUUUCAUGGCGGCGAACACAGAGACCUUUCCUAUGCGAUACUACUACAAUGAUGAAUUUGCUCGCCUCGACAAUAAUAUCGUGAUCUUCGUGGGCGGUGAGUGGGCCAUCUCUCCUGACUAUGUGCUCGGUGGACUGGCCUACGAUCUAGCCGAGACCAUGAAUGCUGGCCUCUUCUAUACUGAGCACCGGUACUAUGGACUGACUAGGCCUAGCAGCAACACUAGUGUUCCUUACCUGCGGUUCCUGAGUGUAGACCAAGCGCUGGCGGAUCUCGCGCAGUUCAUCCAGUAUGUGAAGAGCGACCAAUUCUACAACGGACGGCACAGGAACGCCCGCGUCGCUCUAGUAGGAUGUUCGUACGCGGGCUCCAUGGCGACCUGGAUGCGGGUCGCGUACCCUCACCUGGUUGACGCAGCCUUUUCCGACAGCGGCCCUCUGCACGCCCAAGAAGACUUUCCUGAAUACCUGGAGGUGAUAGCAGAAGCCAUCAGGGUACAGGGGGGUGAGAGAUGCCUCGCCAGCAUAGAAGAAAGUAUGCAAGCGCUGGUAAAACUACUGGAGACUAGCUCCGGACCUGCCACCGUGUCUAGAAUGUUCAACACCUGCACUACAAUCCAAGCCUCGAGCCCGCUGGACCUGGCCACAUUCUUCUGGUUCGGCAUCACGGAAACCUUCGCCGGGCUGGUGCAGUACGCCAUACCUGGCGAUAUUCCUGCGGCGUGUGCUGUCCUUACUAACGCUUCCGUCCAGGACCCGGUGCAGCGCCUGGCCGACUGGAUCACGUCUCAGUACUGGACUCAGCCGUGCAUCGAGUCUCGGUACUCGGAGGUGAUCGCGGCACACACCAACGUCAGCUACGACUCUCCAGAUGCUGACAUGCGCCUGUGGACUUACCAGACGUGCGUGGAGUUCGGCUGGUACCAGACCACCACCAGUAACCGCCAGCCGUUCCUUUCCACGGUGCCGCUCGAGUACUUCCACGACAUGUGCAGGGAUUUCUUCUCUGCUAAUUUUGACGAGAACUUACUUCGUUCCGGCAUCGAGAGAACCAACUUAUUCUUCGGUGGACUGACCAGGCUGCCCGACAAAGUGAUUUCUGUGGUUGGUGGGCACGACCCCUGGUCCCCGAUGGGGCCCAACGCCACCCACGCGCACUUCCUAGCGCCGGUGCACAUCCUGCCACAUGAUUCGCAUUGUAGAGCUAUUGGUUCUAUACAUGACGAUGACCCAGCAGAGCUUCGGGCAGUGAAGUUGUCAGUACUUCUUCGCAUGCAUAACUUCGCUACGGGCUCGGAGAACAGCGCCGCUUCGCUCACUCUCGCGGCUUCUCUUGCAGUCAUAUUCGCUAUUCUACAUGCUAUAGUUUAAGCGGGAGUUAAAUAUCGUAUUGAAUUUAUUGAAUUCUAAAUGAGAAUUAAUAAAGAUAUUGUAAUAUAUAAACAAAGAAUAAAUACUCACUAAAACUGAAA
Manduca sexta (tobacco hornworm) is the source of this 1678-nucleotide messenger RNA. Its product is annotated as putative serine protease K12H4.7. NCBI's taxonomy places the organism in Eukaryota, Metazoa, Arthropoda, Insecta, Lepidoptera, Sphingidae. Gene Ontology annotation, molecular function: serine-type exopeptidase activity; dipeptidyl-peptidase activity. Bases 87 to 1577 code for a protein of 496 amino acids. Gene Ontology annotation, biological process: proteolysis. The record is from RefSeq and is a predicted model, not a curated record. The transcript is spliced from 11 exons.